Messenger RNA from Acanthosepion pharaonis, 495 nucleotides. NCBI's taxonomy places the organism in Eukaryota, Metazoa, Mollusca, Cephalopoda, Sepiida, Sepiidae. The record is from the annotation of a GenBank genome assembly.
AUGGACGUAGAGGAAGGAGGAGACCCAAAUCAUGUCCAGUGGAUACCUUUGUCCCUCCUUUUUGUCGAGUAUCCGGCAGGGGAUCUCAUUGGCUACAUCCUUGCUUGGUUUAGUAUAAUGCCCAUUUUCAUCUCUAUAGGUUUCCUAACACUCAUCAUCAUUCGUAGAGAUCUUCAUACAGUAUCCUAUUUCCUAGGAAUUUUGCUGAAUGAACUUGUUAAUACCAUCCUCAAACAUAUUAUUAAGGACAGCCGGCCAGCACCCUCACCAACUCAAACUCCACAUGGUGCUUAUGGAAUGCCUUCAAGUCACUCUCAAUUCAUGUGGUUUUUUAACACAUAUCUUAUUCUGUUCUUGUUAUUUAGUUUUCUAGGAGAAUUUCUAAUGGUGAGAGAUUCCACUUUAAUUCCGCAUGUCAUGUGGUUUGAAUACAAAUCUUCUCGGAGUGAAGCCAGAAAUCGUCAACGAAAGGUAACUGGACGCAAAUCUCAAUGA